Messenger RNA from Orycteropus afer afer, 792 nucleotides. Its product is annotated as kallikrein-6. Gene Ontology annotation, biological process: proteolysis. The transcript is spliced from 6 exons. NCBI's taxonomy places the organism in Eukaryota, Metazoa, Chordata, Mammalia, Tubulidentata, Orycteropodidae. Bases 1 to 792 code for a protein of 263 amino acids. Gene Ontology annotation, molecular function: serine-type endopeptidase activity. The record is from RefSeq and is a predicted model, not a curated record.
AUGGAGAGGUCCCUGUUCCCAGCCCUGCUGAUCCUGCUGCUGUCUUUGGCCCUGAGAGCUGCUGGACAGGAAGACCAGGAGGACAGGGAAGGGGAGAAGAUUAUCGGGGGGUCCCCAUGCGCGGACCGCUCCCAGCCCUCACAGGUGGCCCUGUUGAGGGGCCGUCAGCUGCACUGUGGAGGGGUGCUGCUCAACCAGCGGUGGGUGCUCACUGCCGCCCACUGCAAGUUGGACGAGUACACUGUGCACAUAGGCAGUCAAGUGCUCAAUGACAAGAGAAGCAGGAAAAUCAGGGCCACAAAGUCAAUCCGCCACCCUGGCUACUCCACGAAGACCCACGUCAACGACAUCAUGCUGCUGCGCUUGGCACAGCCGGCCGUCUUUUCUAACCUCAUCAGGCCACUGGCCUUGGAGAGGGACUGCUCCUCAGGCCAAACCAGCUGCCUGAUCUUGGGCUGGGGCAAGAUGGCAGAUGGAAAUUUCCCUGAUACCAUCCAGUGCGCACACGUCAACCUGGUGUCUCGUGCAGAGUGCGAGCGCGCCUACCCUAACCAGAUCACCCAAAACAUGGUGUGUGCUGCGGACGAGAAGUAUGGGAGAGAUUCCUGCCAGGGUGAUUCUGGGGGUCCCCUGGUGUGUGGGGACCGUCUGAGAGGCCUUGUGUCAUGGGGCAACAUUCCCUGUGGGUCAAAGAAGAAGCCAGGAGUCUACACCGAUGUCUGCAGAUAUUUCAACUGGAUCCAAAAAACCAUUAACGGCAGGAGACGCUGCCAUGAGACAUUCAAAUGUUGA